Molecule: messenger RNA, 1793 nt
Organism: Oncorhynchus masou masou (cherry salmon)
Lineage: Eukaryota; Metazoa; Chordata; Actinopteri; Salmoniformes; Salmonidae
Product: ryanodine receptor 3-like
Exons: 17
Biological process (GO): striated muscle contraction; release of sequestered calcium ion into cytosol by sarcoplasmic reticulum
Cellular component (GO): calcium channel complex; sarcolemma; smooth endoplasmic reticulum
Molecular function (GO): ryanodine-sensitive calcium-release channel activity
Source: RefSeq, a predicted model, not a curated record
AUGGCCGCCAGCAGGCGUGAGAGUGUGGAGGAGAACUCUAACACGGUGGUGAAACUGCUGAUCAGGCGUCCCGAGUGUUUUGGUCCCAGCUCUGAGGGGGAGAGGGGGCAACAGUACCUGCUGGCGGCCAUGUUGGAAGCCAUUAAGAUAUCAGAGGACCCUGCUCUGGACCUGCCCUCUACAGCUGAAGGGAGAACCUACUGGGUCUGUCUCAGUGAGAGACGCCUGGCUGGAAACAACAGCUCCCUGGUAGUCUCAGUGAGACGCCUGGCCCAAAACAACAGCCUCCUUGGUAGUCUCACUGAUCAACAGGGUAAAGGCGAGGCCUUGCGUAUCCGGGCCAUCCUGCGCUCCCUGGUUCCUACUACAGACCUGGUUGGCAUCAUCAGUAUUCCACUCAAGAUGCCCAUCGUCAAUAAAGAUGGUGUGACAGAGCCAGACAUGUCGUCAGUUUCUGUCCGACCACAUUCCCUGGUGUUGUUCCUGGAUCGUGUGUACGGCUGGGCAAAGGAGGACCAGAGCUUCCUGCUUCACCUGUUGAGUGGGCUUCCUGCUCCACCUCGUGCCUCUGCUUCCUGGACACGGUCUCUAAUGACGACAGAUGUGCUAAGCACCACAGAGACAGCUCUGGCCAUGAACAGGUACAUUGGUUCGGCCCUGCUUCCCCUGCUGACCAGGUGUGCUGGCCACUUCUCGGGCACGGAGCACUACGCGGCGCUCAUCGACUCUACCCUCCACACUAUCUAUCGGCUGUCCAAGGGACGCUCCCUCACCAAGGCCCAGAGAGACUCUAUCGAGGAGUGUCUGCUUGCCAUCUGCAAACACCUGCGCCCUUCCAUGAUGCAGCAGCUGCUGAGACGUCUGGUGUUCGAUGUUCCCCUGCUGACAGAGUACUGCAAGAUGCCACUCAGGCUGUUGACUGAACACUAUGAGCAGAGCUGGAAGUACUACUGUCUUCCCUCGGGGCUGGGGAGCUCUGGCAUGGCCUCAGAGGAAGAACUGCUGCUCACCAAGAAACUCUUCUGGGGAAUAUUCGACUCGCUCUCAACGAAGAAGUUUGACUCUGACCUGUUCAAGACUGGCAUGUCCUGUCUGAGUGCUACCGCUGGGGCGUUGCCACCUGACUAUGUGGAUGCCAGCCCUGGUGCCACCCUGGAGAAGCAGGCGUCUGUGGAUGCACACGGCAACUUCGACCCCAAACCCAUCAACACUGCCAAUAUCUCCCUUCCAGAGAAACUGGACUACAUUGCCAACAAGUUUGCAGAGCAUUCCCACGUCAAGUGGUCCUCAGAGAAGGUGACAGCGGGUUGGAAAAUGGGAGAGAGUAUGGAUGACAAGGCUAAAACUCACCCACUGCUGAAGCCGUAUAAAUUACUCAGUGAGAAGGAAAGGGAAACAUACCGCUGGCCAGUGAAGGAGUCUUUAAAGAGCAUGCUGGCAAUGGGUUGGAACAUGGAGAGGACCAAAGAGGGAGAGGCCAUGUUCACCGAGAAACAAAGCAAGGUCUCCGAGGCCACUCAGGACAACGAUAACGAAUUCAUCCUGGAACCACCCUUGGACCUGAACAAUAUUACUCUAUCCAGAGAGUUGCAGGGGAUGGUGGAGGUUGUAGCAGAGAACUACCACAACAUCUGGGCUAAGAAGAAGAAGACUGAGCUGAACAGUAAAGGAGGAGGAAGCCACCCGUUGCUGGUGCCCUAUGACACCCUGACAGCCAAGGAGAAGUACAGAGACAGGGAGAAGGCCCAGGAUCUCUUUAAGUUCCUGCAGAUCAAUGGAUAUAUCAUCACCAG